Bufo bufo (common toad) is the source of this 974-nucleotide messenger RNA. RefSeq names its product putative ferric-chelate reductase 1. Lineage: Eukaryota; Metazoa; Chordata; Amphibia; Anura; Bufonidae. Gene Ontology annotation, molecular function: oxidoreductase activity, acting on metal ions. The transcript has 6 exons. The coding region runs from base 133 to 813 and encodes 226 amino acids. The record is from RefSeq and is a predicted model, not a curated record.
GCAUACCACUCCCAAUGAGUUGGCAGAUACUACUUCUUCCUCUUUCCUUCUUGCCACACUUAAACACUGAAGAGAGUCUGUGUGAGCCCAUCUGCUGCCUGGAGCCUCUGCUUGUAAGGGAGUCAAAGUGCUAUGGAUCCUUUAGUUAAAAGCACAGUCAUCCUACUCAUCGUUUCUCUCUUUGACUGUUCUAAUGGGUAUCCAAAUGGAAAAGUUCAAGAUUCCUGCUCUUCAAUGGUGCCCAAACAUGGUGCCAAUGCACAGACCUCUGCUGCCCCUUACAGUCUGAGUCUUAUUAAAAGUACCUACAGUGCAGGAGAAGAACUUACAGUCACUCUUACGGGUAAUGCCACGUUCACAGGUUUCAUGAUCCAGGCUCGCAAUGGCAAUUCCUUGAACCCAGUGGGCUCCUUCAAAGUCAAUGGAAAUGCACAGACUCUUGAUUGUACCUCUACUGCAAGUGCAGUUAGUCAUACAUCUGCCGAACCCAAACAAAGCAUACAGGUGACUUGGGUGGCUCCAGCAGACAGCAACUCAGACUUACACAUCAGGGCUACGGUGGUGCAAACAAAACUCGUGUACUGGACUGGCGUUCCAAGCUCUAAGCUCACUUACAUCGCUACCUCUGGUACUAAUGGUACAACUGGUACUAAUGCUACCUCUGGUACUAAUGCUACCUCUGGUACUAAUGGUACAACUGGUACUAAUGGUGCAACUGGUACUAAUGGUGCAACUGCUGAAAACAGUGGAUUCCAACAAACUGCUCCUCCAUUAUUUGGCCUCAUUCUAAUGGUGACUGUUCUAUGGAUCUAAAUAGUCUCAGCAGCACUUUACAUGUGAAGAACACUGUGACCUGACACAGCCUAUGCACAAAUUGGAGCUUCCUAUAUAUUUUUUUAACUGUUCUUAUGCUGGGUCUGCUUUAUAGACUUGUUCUGAUGUAGGAUUCUAACAAAACGCUCAAGACUUAUUAG